AUGACAGCCAAGGAUGUAUCAGCAGUAAACGUGCCAACAGUCACUUGCUCCACUUAUCAUUCUUCUUUGGAUGACAGCUCUGCCUUCCUUAACUCCAUCGACCCUCUCACUCUGCCCGGAAACAAUAGGAUGUCUGCAGAUAGUGUGGAAGACCAAUCGCACGAAAUUUCUCUGAACGGGACAGGUGUUUCGCCAGAUAAAAGUUUUGUGAUUAUUGAUGGCGCCGAAGACUUGAAGGUUUCGACCUCGGACCAGUUUGCAUCACAACUUGGCUGCAAGGCUGAUACAAAAGUCAAGGUUGUAGCGAUUUUUGGGAACGCCGGAGACGGAAAGUCACACACGUUGAAUCAGCUUUUCUUCAAUGGCAACGAGAUGUUCCCUGAGUCACCAGCGCCAGACCCAUGCACAAUUGGCGUCAGAGCAGCGUUCAACAAAGAGGAUCAGAUCAUUUGUCUGGACACAGAAGGCUUACAGGGCGCCACCAGCAAGGAUAAUCAGAGGACGCGCAUGCUGCUCAAGGUGCUCGCCGUUUCAGACAUCGUCAUCUACCGCACCAAAUCCGAGAGGCUGCACAACGACCUCUUCACAUUCCUCGGCAACGCCUCCAAGGCCUACAAUCAGCAUUUUCGCAAUUCCUUGGAUCGCGUUGCCAAUGAAAGCAGCGAUGAGUCUUCAAAUCAGAUGUCUGCUAGCAAUCUUGGGCCGGUCGUGAUGAUAUUUCAUCAGACACAUUACACAGCGCCGUUGAAUAUGGGAGUAGAGAAAAGUGCCGAGGAGCAGUUGCGCAUUCGUUUUGGCCAGUCUGGAUAUGACCUCAGUGCCUUCAGUUCUUUGCGGUAUGUUGGCGUCCAGUCGCAGGGCGGAAUGACCAACUUUGAUUCCUUGAAGACUAUGGUGUUGAAUGAAGUGGGCAGUACAGCUGCCCGUUCCAAGCGCGAGGUUAGGUUUGUGCUCAAAGCUCUUCGGGCGCUCAACGAAAAGUUCAGCGGCAGACUCCAGGACGAGCGGGACCACCUGUUCCCCGCCGAGUUCUUCAGCUGCCAAGCCAUGUGCCAAUCAUGCAAGAGGAGAUGCGAGCUGAGUAUGGGCCACCUCACGGACGGUGCCAGCGCCGAGCACAAGUGCGCCGAGAUAUGCAUUUACCAGAACCAAUACCAAAACGCGGUGUACCGCUGCAUUACUUGUGAAAAAAACGGCCACAGAGAGCUUGCUUUCUCGACAGAAGACCAAAACUCUUGGAUGGGUCCAGCAAAGUCCGUCUUCUCCGGAAUGGUCCUGAACUGCAACCGUUGCGGAGUGAUUUAUAACAGCCGCGAAUUCUGGUAUGGCAACCCAUCGCCUGAGGAAGCUGGUACGGUGAAGACUGAGACAUGCCACGUGUGGGACGUAAAGGCUUUCGUCCCAGCUGGUGUCAACACGGCGCGUCGGAUCGUGGACGGCGUGACCGUCAUUUCAGGAGUGGUUGCCGAGGCGAGCAAGGCACCGACGGCGGCACUCGCCUCCUGGGCAGCAGAUAUGAUCGCUCCCACCUACUGGAAGUCCAAUUCUGAGAUUAUCAAGUGCACGACCUGUAGCAAAAUCUUUGACAAUGAUUCCUCUAAGCACCACUGCAGAGCAUGCGGUUUUGGCUUCUGCGAAAAUUGUUCCAACUUUGAGAGGCCUGUCCCUGAGCGCGGGUGGGGUGUGAAACCAGUCAGGGUUUGCAAACCUUGCUCCUUAAUUCAACUUAGUGCCAGCGAUUUCUCCAAGGAGAACCCCGAUGAGGUCCGCGCAAGGAAGGUUGGAGAGUUUAUGGCCAGUACCAUCGCAAGCUUCGGCUCUGUCUUGAGUAUACCCAAAGAUCUCAUAAAAAAUUCCGCACAGCCAGACUACUGGGAACCAGAUGCAGAUAUAAAAAAGUGCAAUGUGUGCAGUAAGGACCUACCAACGCCGAAAGAGAAGACACACCAUUGCAGGGACUGCGGCAAAGGCGUGUGUAAUGCGUGCUCAAGCAACAAGAAACCGGUGCCCUACCGAGGAUGGAACACUCAAGUCAGAGUUUGUGACUUGUGCUUCAAAGACUGAGUUUUCCUAGCUAGUUUUUUGCUUUUUAGGACAUAUUGUACAAAUUCAUCAUACAUUAACUUAGCUAUUGUCGUGUAGUUUUUUACAGAAAAAAAAAUAAACUAAGUUUUUUAAAACGAA
Molecule: messenger RNA, 2184 nt
Organism: Cloeon dipterum
Lineage: Eukaryota; Metazoa; Arthropoda; Insecta; Ephemeroptera; Baetidae
Product: zinc finger FYVE domain-containing protein 1-like
Exons: 7
Coding region: 1-2064 (687 amino acids)
Biological process (GO): lipid droplet formation
Cellular component (GO): lipid droplet
Molecular function (GO): phosphatidylinositol-3,4,5-trisphosphate binding; 1-phosphatidylinositol binding; metal ion binding
Source: RefSeq, a predicted model, not a curated record